Messenger RNA from Rhagoletis pomonella (apple maggot), 1941 nucleotides. Its product is annotated as dnaJ homolog subfamily C member 11-like. NCBI's taxonomy places the organism in Eukaryota, Metazoa, Arthropoda, Insecta, Diptera, Tephritidae. The record is from RefSeq and is a predicted model, not a curated record. Bases 176 to 1804 code for a protein of 542 amino acids. The transcript has 6 exons. Gene Ontology annotation, biological process: cristae formation.
UGUGGUAACAGUCCGAUCACUGAAGUUGUCCCAUUGACAACAGUAAUUGUUACGAGGAAGUUUUUAUAGGUUAUUUGCCAUAGAACUGUAUUUUAUUUAAUUUGGCUUAUAUUCAAAAUUCGUACUAAACAAAGUAACUACGCAUAAAGGAUUAUUGAACCAUAAAAAGCUCGCAAUGUCAGUUGACGCAGAUUCUGACAAUGAGCUCGAUGAGAACUAUUACACGUUCCUGAAUCUACCGCGAGAUGCGACAGGAGAACAAAUAAGUGCUGCGUAUAGGAAACUCAGCCGCAUUUACCACCCAGACAAGCAUAUGGACGUAGAAAGUAAACAAAAAGCCGGACAGUUGUUUAAUCGCACUAAGCGGGCUUAUGAGGUGUUGUCGGACCCUCAUAAACGAGCUAUUUACGAUUGUGUCGGCCAAAAAGGUUUAAGAACCGAUGGCUGGGAGUUGGUACAUCGUACGAAAACUCCAGCUGAGAUCCGUGAGGAGUAUGAAAGAUUAGCACAAGCAGCCGAAGAGCGGAAGCUACAACAACGCACCAAUCCUCGUGGCAAUAUAACAAUUAACGUUAAUGCCACAGAGGUAUUUACCCCAUACGAUGAGACGCAGCUUCCCCGCAUUGAGGUGUCGUCAAUGAGCAUUUCUCAAUCUAUUGAAGCGCCUAUCAAUCGAAAGGAUGUCCUAACUCUGGGCGGAAAUCUGUAUUCUUCUAAUGGUAAUGGAAGUGGUAACUUUAUUCUCUGUGGUAGGAGAUUAGUUAACAAGGGCUGGCUAGAAAUUGAUGUGGGCGCUGGCAAUGGACCCCUCUUAGGAGUCAAAGGAGGAAGAACAAUUUCCUCAGUACUUACGAUAAACGGAGGAACUUCGAUGAAUUUUCGUGAGGGUCGUGUCGUUCCUGCUGUCUUCUCAACAUUGGCGGUGCAGUUGGAUAAACACACCAUGGGUUCCUUGACGCUCAAUGUAAGCGCACAAUCGUCAAUGACUACACAAAUUGAUAGCAGUAAUGAGAAACAUGCAUGGACAACAUCGUUUGUCAUUGGUUUUCCACAUAUAUACUUGAGCGCAGCAUAUACGAGAAAAAUGUUAGAAAAUGAGCUAAAACUAAAGGUGGCAGCGAAGUUGGGAACAUUUGGCUUUCUAGCAGAAUAUGGAGCUGAGAAAAAAGUAUCGAAAUACAGUUCAGUUUUUGCUGCUGUUUCUCUAGGAGUCCCAUCGGGAGUAAUGCUAAAAUUCAAAAUAGUACGCUCUAAUCAAUCGUAUAUAUUUCCAAUACACUUGAGCGAGGAAAUAGUACCUGCUGCAGUUUUUUACGCUACAGUCACACCAAUAUUAGUGUGGUUCUUAUUUAAAAAAUCGAUACUGGAUCCUAUGCGUUUAGAGGAAAAAAAUGCCGACAUUGAGAAGACGAAACGAUGUAACGAACAACGAUUAAACAGGCAAAGACAAGAAGCGCAUGCUGCAGUUGAACUAAUGCAACAUACAUAUGAGCGCAUUGUUUCGGAAGAAGGCAGAAGGGGUGGCCUUGUAAUCACACGUGCUACUUAUGGACAAUUUGAAGAGGGUAAUAACAACUUUCAUGAAAGUGCCUCAAUAGAUGUAACGAUACCACUACAGUGUCUCGUAACGGAUGCUACAUUAAUACUGUAUCGAUCUUCUAAGAGUGAAUUGCCCGGCUUUUACGAUCCAUGCAUUGGGGAAGACAAAAUGUUGAAAAUUGAGUACUUGUACAGAAAUCAAAGCAAUGUCAUUAUUAUUAAGGAUAUGGAUUCUGUGCGACUUCCAAUAAGUACCAGUAACUGAUACUGUAUUUUUUUUAAGUAGUCCAAAUUACCGUUUAAUAUUUGGCGAAGCCAAAUUACGCUGGAUCACAAAUUUUAAUUUGGUUUUUGUUCUCCAAAAGCCACUAUCCAAUUUCUAUGUAGAAUUGCUCGGUGAUU